AGAGAACGAUUUUAAUUAGUAUCAAAUUGAAAACCGAAGUGAUCAGAUGGCUUAUAAAGAGCGGAACUUUUUCCUACUGUCGCUGAUCCUCAGCACUUUAGCAGGAUUAUUCUUAGGAGCAGAUGCGGCGCAGAUCACCUUCGGUACCUGUACGCCUCCACAAAGUGAGGAGCGGGGGCAGUGCGUCCACAUCACCGACUGCCCCUUUCUGGCCAACUUGCUCGCGUCGGGAACAAAGGAUCCCGCCCAGCGAACGCUGCUCAGCAAGAGUCAGUGCGGCUUGGAUAACCGGGUUGAGGGUCUAAUGAACCGCAUCCUGGUCUGCUGUCCCCACAGCGAGCAAAAGGACAAGGAGGAGCCCAGGACCACGGAAGUGGAGGGCCAGCAACCGGGAAACCUUCUGCCCGGCAGCGAUGUUUGCGGCUUCCUUUUCGCCGAUCGCAUCUUCGGUGGAACCAAUACGAGCCUCUGGGAAUAUCCGUGGAUGGUUUUGUUGCGCUACAAAAAACUGUUUCCCGAAUCCUAUAUGUUCGGUUGCGGCGGCGCCCUGCUUAAUUCCCGCUACGUCCUGACCGCAGGACACUGCGUGUCGAGUCGCGACCUGGAAAAAUCCGGCGCCACCCUUAACAGCGUUCGCCUCGGUGAGUGGGACACCCGCACCGAUCCCGACUGCGCCGUCCAGAUGAACGGGAAGCGCAUCUGUGCUCCGAAUCACAUCGACAUCGAGGUGGAGAAGCACAUUAUUCAUGAGCAGUACACUCCGAAUUCCGUGGACCAGAGGAACGACAUUGCCCUGCUGCGUCUCAAGCAGAGUGUCACCUACACUGACUAUGUGCGUCCCAUUUGCCUGCCCACUGGUGACCUGGUGCGCAACAACUUCGUCGGUUACGGCAUGGAUGUGGCCGGUUGGGGUCUUACCGAGAACUUGGUCAACAGUCCGACCAAGCUAAAGCUCACCGUCAACGUGUGGAACCUGACGAGCUGCCAGGAAAAGUACUCCACAUUCAAGGUGAAGCUGGACGACACCCAGAUCUGUGCCGGCGGCCUGUUUGGAUAUGAUACCUGCGGCGGUGAUUCCGGUGGUCCUCUGAUGGUUGGCAAUACAUCCGGAGGUCGGGAGGUCUUCUACAUUGCCGGAGUCACCUCCUAUGGCACAAAACCAUGUGGCCUUAAGGGUUGGCCAGGUGUUUACACCCGUACCGGUGCCUUCAUCGAGUGGAUACAGCAGAAAUUGGAGGCAUAAUAAAUAAAAUUGGUAAUUUAUUCACA
Molecule: messenger RNA, 1269 nt
Organism: Drosophila ficusphila
Lineage: Eukaryota; Metazoa; Arthropoda; Insecta; Diptera; Drosophilidae
Product: spaetzle-processing enzyme
Exons: 4
Coding region: 47-1243 (398 amino acids)
Biological process (GO): proteolysis
Molecular function (GO): serine-type endopeptidase activity
Source: RefSeq, a predicted model, not a curated record